Messenger RNA from Dunckerocampus dactyliophorus (ringed pipefish), 2446 nucleotides. RefSeq names its product malonyl-CoA decarboxylase (gene mlycd). Gene Ontology annotation, molecular function: malonyl-CoA decarboxylase activity. The transcript has 5 exons. Lineage: Eukaryota; Metazoa; Chordata; Actinopteri; Syngnathiformes; Syngnathidae. Gene Ontology annotation, biological process: fatty acid biosynthetic process; malonyl-CoA catabolic process; acetyl-CoA biosynthetic process. Bases 40 to 1542 code for a protein of 500 amino acids. The record is from RefSeq and is a predicted model, not a curated record. Gene Ontology annotation, cellular component: peroxisomal matrix; mitochondrial matrix.
UGGUUGUGUCACUAAACAAAGCCCUGCUCCCUCCCAGCAAUGAUAUCCCACCCAGUUAUCUGUGCUUUUCGUGGUAGUGUGAAGUGUUGGCGACACCGGACUGUCCUGAAAGCUGCUCUGGGGACGUCGGGCUUCGGCAGCUGCCGUUGGUUGUCUUCGCCAACUGGCGUUACUGGCAUGGAGGAAAUAUUGGCAAGAGUCGUAUCUCCUCUACCCACAUACGAAACAAGAGAGAAGUCUCCUCCUCCUCCUGAAUCCAGCAGCUUGGAGUUUAUGCACUUCUACAGAAGUCUUGAAAGGGAUGACAAACUUGACUUCCUAGCAAAGCUGUCACGGGACUUCGGAGUGGAUCAUAAAAGUGUGUCAGAGUUUGCCGGAAAGUUACUCGACACUCAACUCAGAGACUUGGCGACCAUUUUGCAAGCUGAAGAUCGACUUCGCUACAGUUUGACUCCCCGCUAUAAACAGCUGCUAAACCACAUCAGCAGAGUGGAAGGGGGAGUAAAGUUUCUGGUGGACCUCCGAGCAGACGUGCUUGAAAUAAUCUCAUCAAAAAGUAGCGAGAGCGCACACUUCAGGGACCUGAAUGGCACGCUGAAGAGCUUGCUGUCCGAGUGGUUCUCCGUUGGUUUGCUCCGACUGGAGCGGAUCACCUGGCAGUCCCCCUGUGAGAUCCUGCAAAAGAUCAGCCAGUACGAGGCGGUGCACCCUGUCAGGAACUGGGCUGAUCUGAAGCGCCGAGUGGGGCCUUACCGCCGCUGCUACGCCUUCACCCAUGCUGCCAUGCCGGGGGAGCCUCUGGUCGUGCUGCAUGUGGCCCUCACAGAAGACAUCUCUGAUAACAUACAGAGUAUUGUUCGGGAGUUUGCCACGCCUGACCAUGAGGAGGACGUAAAUAAGAUAAACACAGCCAUCUUCUACUCCAUCUCGUCCACGCAGGCUGGCUUACAAGGAGUGGAGCUGGGCAACUACCUCAUCAAGAGGGUGGUACGGGAACUGCAGAGUGAGUUCCCCCACAUGGCCCAGUUCUCCAGCCUCUCACCCAUCCCGGGUUUCUCCUCGUGGCUCCAAGGCCUCCUCAGCCAGUACCGGAAGGAAGGCCGUGGUUUGGACCUCCUGUCUGAGCAGGAGUGGCACGAAGUGGAACAAGUCACCGACGCAGCCCCCAGCGUCAUGGAUGCCCUCCGUAAGCUGAUCGCCACCAGCGAAUGGAUGCGUUCUGAACGUCUCUCCCGUCUCCUGGAGCCUGUCCUGAUGCGGCUCUGCGCCUGGUAUCUCUACGGAGAGAAGCGGCGAGGCUACGCGCUUAACCCAGUGGCCAAUUUCCACUUGCAAAAUGGCGCCACCAUGUGGAGGAUCAACUGGCACGCUGACACGAGCCCAAAAGGCGCGGCGAACUCUUGCGGUAUUAUGGUGAACUACCGUUACUUCUUGAACGAGACAUCCAAAAACAGUGCACUCUACCUGCAGAAUAAAGUCAUCACGGCAUCGGAUCAAGUUCUGGGAUUGGUGUCCCAGUUUCAGAAGAACAGCAAACUUUGAGAAGCAGAACAAAUAUAAAAUACACAUCCGGGGGACGAUAAAAACAAUGUCAUUUUUUUGAUUGACAGCUGGGUGAGCAGCCCAUCAGCUGCUAAUGUAAACUAUCUGUUGUUUGCAGUACUGUACAUUCAUAGGCUAGCUUUUGGCCUGUGUGAUUUCUUUAGUCAGUGCUCCCUGGCUGGGCUGAGAAAUCACAGCUAAUGAAGCACUCUACGAUUUAGCAUGUUCCAGGAUAACAGCGUGUGUAAUGGUGAAAUAGGAACAAUGGGGGUGCGCAGCUACUGGAAUAAAUGAUCUUUACACUUGGUUGAACUGUCUCGCAGCAAGCAGUAGGAGACACCUGCUGUCACAUUGCUCAUCCCCACAAAUGAAUUCAGACUGGAAAAAUCCCUCAAAAAAAAAAACUCCACACGAGAGCUGACUUUUAAUGAUUAUCACACAUGCUACGUAUCUUGACCUUCAUCGUCCACCGGCCUCACCGCUGAAGCAGCGGGAUGGAUCCGCCUGGUGCCGUUUUUUCUUUUUCUUUAGCAAAUUUUGCUGACACACACACACACACACACACACACAGCAGCAACCUCCCCCAGAGAGCCAUCACUGAUGUUCUAAGAGCUCUGUGCAGGUGCCAAACAGGGCUCAUAUCAGCCCACACCCCAUUGUUGUGAAAUAAUACAUCACAGCAAGUUGACUGUGAAAUUACAUUUUGUGUCUCCAAGGAGCCAAACUUUCUUCUUUUUUUCUGUCUUCUGUUGCCUUUCUUCUUCUCACAGUGCUGCUCUGUCCUGAAACUAAUGGAGUGAAAAAUAAAAUUAAAGUAAAUGGUUAGAUUAAUGGUGUUCAAUUGUGAAGAAGGUGGGAGGAGAGUAAAGGAGCAUAAAAAGGGCAGCAACUGUUGUCGUCUCCA